AUGCCCAAGGUCCCGUCUUCCCGUCGUGUUCGUUCUGAGAACUCAACCCAGCAGCGUCAGUCUCGUGCUGACCGUAUCCGUCAGCAGGGGAACGAAAUGACUUUUCGUUGUAAGCGUUGCGAAGAGAAGAACCUUUAUUGUUUCGUAGACACUGCAACUGGCCGUUGCGCUAGUUGUAUUGCUAUAAAAGCGGAGUGUAGUCUUUUUGUGACUAAAGAAGAGUGGGAAAAGGUUGAGGCUAACAAGCGUUCCAAACGCUUGGCCCUCCUUCGAGCUAAGGCUGAAGUUGCGCGGCUUCGUCUAGAAGUCGCUGAGACUAAGGCUUUGGAGCGGUCUUACGCUGACCAUGAUCACGCCAUUCUGAGUCUCCAGGAUCGCGCGAAAGAGCAGGCUGAAGGGGACUCUGCCCCUGGUACGAGCCUUCCUGCUGUCGAACCAUCGCUACCCGGACCGUCGGCUGAUCUGGGCGGGUUACAGGCUGAUUAUUCUUUCGAUCCUUUUUCCCUUGAUUACUUCCUUUCCCUCGAGGAGCCGGUCCUCGCUUCUUCGGACGCUUCCGAUGGUAUUCUUGUACCAGUAACUCGCUGUUCGUCAAGUUUCCUUCAGGUUCCCAAGUGUUAUGGCUCUCGGGCCAUCCCUUCCACUUGA
Exserohilum turcica Et28A is the source of this 648-nucleotide messenger RNA. RefSeq lists its product as uncharacterized. Bases 1 to 648 code for a protein of 215 amino acids. Lineage: Eukaryota; Fungi; Ascomycota; Dothideomycetes; Pleosporales; Pleosporaceae. The transcript has a single exon. The record is from RefSeq and is a predicted model, not a curated record.